GAAUAGAGAAUAGAGAAUUAGAGAUACUGUCAAGUGUCAUCUUCCAAGAAAACCUCAGCAUUAUUGACCACUUGGCCAUGGGCAGCUACCACCCUCCACUUUCAAUAGAGCCAGUGGUGUUGCUGCUUUUGACGCUGCUCAUGGUUCCAGUUUCAGUUACGGGAGUGGGCAUCAACUAUGGCACGCUGGGUAACAACCUUCCAUCACCAAAGAAAGUAGCACAGCUUCUUCAGUCAACACUCAUCGACAAGGUUAAGAUCUAUGACUCUAACCCUGAAAUCCUCCAAGCUUUCUCCAACACCGCCAUUGACCUCAUUGUCUCCCUCGAGAACUCCCGCGUAGCCAACAUCAGCUCUGACAUCUCCGCUGCACACUCUUGGCUCUCCACCCGCAUCCUCCCCUUCCUGCCCGCCACCUCCGUCGUCGCCAUCGCCGUCGGCAACGAGUACCUCACCACCACCGUUGACAACAACGACGACCACCUCGACGCCAACGCAUUGUUCAAAGCCAUGCAGAAUCUCCACUCCGUACUCGCCUCCCACGGCCUCGACCGCAAAAUUAAGGUGACAACUCCGCACAGCAUGGCGGUUCUCGCUUCUUCCUUCCCUCCUUCCUCCGCCACCUUCGCCAUGAACCUCGUUCCAGUAAUGACCGACAUUGUUACCUUCUUAGCCGAUACCGGUGCUCCCUUCAUGAUCAACGCUUACCCUUACUUCGCUUACAGAGACAACCCUACCUCCGUGAACCUCGACUACGCUCUUCUCGGUAACGCUUCCGGGGUUCACGAUCCAAAAGGCUACGUCUACAGCAACAUGCUGGACGCGCAGAUGGAUGCUGUGAGAUCCGCCAUUGAUGCUCUAGGGUUUGGAAACAGAAGCUUGGAAAUAACGGUUUCAGAGUCAGGUUGGCCUUCGAAGGGUGACAACGCUGCUACUCCUCAGAACGCGAAGAUCUACAACACGAGGUUGAUAGAACGCGCGCAGAGUAACAAAGGAACACCGAUGAAGCCUAAGGACCGAAUCGAGAUCUUCGUGUUCGCACUGUUCAACGAGAACAAGAAGGAAGGUGACGAGAGUGAGAGAAACUUCGGGAUUUUCAACGGGGAUGGAUCUAAAGUGUAUGAGGUUGAUUUGAGUUGUGAGUUUUGCAGCGGAACGACGUCGUUUGGGUUCAGCGAGAAAAAUGGUUUAAGUGGUGGUGGUGGUGUCAGGGGUCCUUCGGUCUGGUGUGUUGCGAAGCCUCAUGCGGAUGAUAAAGUUCUUCAGAGCGUUUUGGACUUUUGCUGUGGGCCCGGCGGUGUUGAUUGUAGAGAGGUUUAUGAAGGUGGUAACUGCUUUCAGCCAAACAAGCUUCUUGCUCACGCCUCCUUUGCUAUGAAUGCUUAUUACCAGAUGCAUGGUAGAAACUACUGGAAUUGCGACUUCAAGGGCACUGGCCUUGUUACCUUCAGCGACCCUAGUUAUGGUGAGUGCCGGUAUCCUCAACAGUAAGGACUAUGGAAAAACACACCGAGGAGGACGAGGAGGAGCGCUCUGCCUUGCUAUAUGUUACUACUGUUAUUAAUUUAUUGUCUUGUAGUAGUGGUUGACAGCUACUGCUUGUAUUUAUUUUUUAUCAUUAUGAUUUAUGAUUACUUUCUAAGUUGAAAAAGUAACCAAUUUUUCUU
Molecule: messenger RNA, 1666 nt
Organism: Arachis stenosperma
Lineage: Eukaryota; Viridiplantae; Streptophyta; Magnoliopsida; Fabales; Fabaceae
Product: glucan endo-1,3-beta-glucosidase 12-like
Exons: 2
Coding region: 78-1490 (470 amino acids)
Biological process (GO): carbohydrate metabolic process
Cellular component (GO): plasma membrane
Molecular function (GO): hydrolase activity, hydrolyzing O-glycosyl compounds
Source: RefSeq, a predicted model, not a curated record